UCUCCUUCUCUCAAAAGUUUCUGGCUGCAGGGGGCUUCCCAGUCACUUUUUAUCUCGAAAUACACUUUUCUUUCUAGUUGGUAAAUUUCAGCGCUGCGUCGGGUUCUGGCAUCCCACUUCCUGUUGUGGUUUGUGAUCUUUAGCUGGGCUCAGCUAAUUUGUUGUGACAGCUGUCAGCAACAGCGUCUUUCUUCUCUCUCUCUCUUUGGUUCCCAGAAGAAUCUGCCUGUUUUUCCCCUUCCCCGUCACGGCCUCCAAAGGGUUAAGCGGAGGUAUUGUACAGUGUGUACGCAGAAUUCGGGUUCCAUUGUACUCUGUCAUUUCCCGAAAGCGGCUCACGCUUGUACUUUGAAGAUGCUAACGGCCCCUCCUUCCGAGCCAAGAAAUGCUUUGACCUUUUCAAGAACACUUUUUUUUUUUUUUCCAACCAAUACGGCCGUGUAGAGGAAUGAAGCGAAGCUAUUCCCAUUUGCCCCUCACUGGAGCACAUACACGCACACAUACCUUGGUAGUUAGUGUGAACAAGAUAAAUGUUCAGUAGUGGGCGUGUGUGUGACUCUGGAAAUUGCAGAUUGCUGCUGUAAAAUACAAACAUCCACUGUCACUGUUGGCAAAGGCAGAACCAAAAAUCCAAAAUACCAGAGGACUCUGCUGUUCCGGAUUAGAUUAGAGUCCUCUUUCCUUGAGGAUUUAGUUAAUGUACUCUCCCUUUCUCUAUGCACUGGAAUAUGUAUGAGGUUGAGCACCCCCUGCUGCCCCCUUGGGUAGGGUUUAGAUGAGCUCAUGGGUCAUUGCCAUCUCUAAUUUCUGUAAUUCCCUGAAGUUUGGGAAUGGAUUUGCUGCACUUUCUGCCUUGCUGACAUUGGUGCCCUGCUGGUUUCUCGCUCUCACUCUUGUUUGUACUGAGUCUUUGAUUUGUUAGCAAGGUUGGGUUGCUUUUGGUUUAAGGUUUCUUUUUGUAGCAGGGUAAUCUCAUGGCUGAAGCACAGGGGUCGGAGCCUGGAGAACUGGCUUCUAUUCCUUGCUCUGCCAUUGUGCGACCUUGGGCGAGUCCCUCCCUUCCCCAUUCCAUGCCUCAGUUUCCCCACCUGUAAAAUGAUGGUUAUGAUACUGCCCCAUCACAUGUGAUGCUGUGGUGUCGACAUUAAUCCACUAAUGAUGGAAGGAUAAAGCACUGAUUUUGAGCAGCAUGUCCAGCUCUCCUCUCUGGACUGGUGAGAGAACAGUGCUGGCAGAGGAAGGGACACCACCAUAAACUGUGUGAGCCCCCAACCAUGCAGAAGGGCAGCCCCAAAACAGGCACUUUGCCAUCCCAAUAAAACUGCCAAGCAGGGUCCUGCGCAGCUGCCUUGCAAAUAAACAGGUGCUUUUCAGUGUUGCAACCCAGAUAAGACGCAUCCCAACUGGCAUGAAACAAAGAACAGUAUAAUACUGGAUCCUCAGGAUAGGAAAUGGGGUGGGGGGGGAGGAACAACUGCUGGGAUCUGCAUAGGAAGAAUGAAGCGGGAGCAGCAGGACUCUGCAGAGCAGAGGGGCAGAUUCCUACAUGUGGCGUGAGCCAACUUGUGCUCUCACUCCUCCAUAUGCAACCCCCCUGAUGUCUCCAAUGUCAGCGGGGGCAGGGGUCUGCCCUGUUUAUAUAAGGAGAGGAGGGCACAGCUUGUCAACAAGCCAUGAUCCAUCCAGUGUAACUGUUAGGAGGACUCCCUAAUUAAUGGUGUUCGGCUUGCUUUGUAAUUAAUAAAAACACCUGCACUUGACUCCUUUGUUUAUUGGGAGUUGUGCUCUUGCGUCAGUGAGGGGUUCAGGUGUCUUUGUCCCUUCCUCUCCCUGCCUCUUCUCUGUGCCAUGUUGAUGAGCCCAGGCAGUUGGGGGGGGGGCGUUGACUCUCAGCCUUCCUCCCUCCCCCAUAGUGGCUCCUGCCAUAAGCCGGGUAAAAGACUCAAGCUGUUCUCUGCUCUGUUUCCCAAAGUUGUCAUCAUGUCCAGUAAUCCUCUCAGAAGCCGGGCUUGUUUUGGCUGCCGUGCGUGGUGAUCUCAUGCCCAGAGAACAUUAAACCGGCCAGUUUUCUCUCUCCUUUGUACAGUAUGUGAAAGCAUUUUAUGAGCUCGCUGACCCCGUGGGGCUGAGAACGACACACAGCAAACACGAACUGGAGUAGGCUGAGGGGCUGAGCCUUGGGAACAGAUCAGCCCUUGUUGUUGUUUGAAAAGCUCCAGAAGGAGAGGUGGAUAUUUCACCAGCGUCAGAAGGAGAGACUGAUGUGGCCUGGUUCUGAUCCACCAGUUCUGGUUCUGAUCUGCCCUCCCCUCAGCUUGGAAACGGGGUUUGUUGGAGUAGUGGGUGACCUCGGCCCGACAGAUGUUGCUCGUUCGGGCUCUGGCACCAGCAGAAGUGCAGAGUAGGAGGGGUUUUUUGUUUGUUUGUUUCUCUUCCUUCCUUGUUGUGUAAAUAGAAUCUAUAUUAAGCAGUUAUGCAACGUGGAAUGAAUCGCACAAGUGCAGAAAGGUGGGGUGGGGCCUCUGCCCUGAGUUCACAGCAGAUCAAGCACCAUUCCAAGCCCCUCAUUUCCAGAAACAUUGUGUAGUGUGGGAGUUGCUCGGCAAGGUUGCUUACUGGACCACAGCCGAAGACAAGCUAUGUCCCAGGUUCUGACGGGGUGGCCUCCGUGCAGUACCCACUAUGGCAAUCAGGGACCCUCCUCAGGACUGGAACUUGGCACUAGGACCUUGCUCUGCCACUGUCCUGCUGUGCAAUCGUAGCCAAGUCACAUCUCUGCUCAGUGCCUCAGUUUCCCCUCUCUCAAUUUAGAUUGUAAACUCUUCAGGGCAGGUAGGUGUCUGUGUAGCACCCAGCACGGUGGGGCCCUGGUCUCAGUGUGGCAUCUAGACGCUACAGUAAUACACCUCUUACAGUGUCCCGGCUGUGCUUCCCUUGGCCUGGCCUUUGGGCAGGAGUUUCCCGCUGGCUCUCUGGUCGGGGGUGGGUGUACUUUUUUGUAAUUGUUCAAUUGUCCGUUACUUUCGGGUUGGAUUAGCAGCACCACAGACCCAAAUGCUUGCUUUAGGCCAAAUGGGGACAGUGCAGGGCAGUCUGCCCAGCUCUACCCCCCUACUGACUUGGAGGGGUUGGGAUUCUUCUACGAGCCAGGUGGGAACUGGUGAGGACUAUUUAUUUAACUGCUGGGCAGUGGAGGGAGGUGGCUCUACCCCGCUCUCGCUGUCUAUGGGCUCUUGUUGAAGAACCUGAGGGGUAGGGGGUUCGACAGGGCAGGAGUGGUCAGGGGCUGCAGUAGACCUAAGACAGGUCCCCAUGUCUUGCGUUGUCUCAGGUAAUGACUGGGGAAGUGGAAGGGUCUCCCCACUUGCUCGCUGGGGCUGGGGGGAUUUCCCAUCCCUCCUCAGCAACUGGAGGGAGAGUGAGCCACCUGCCAGAGGCAGUUAGCCGAGCGUCUGGCAGGAACGGAUGUGGCUAAGGUGGGGAAGCGUUCACAGCACUGCACUGGCUCCCACAGCUCCAGGAAGCCACCCUGAAAGCGAAAGCAGUGGCCAGACGACCCACCGUCAGGAGCUGUUGACAAACACGGCAUGUCUCUGAACAGGAAGCAAGGCAGAUACCUGCGUCACAGAGGUCUCUGUUCUUGGAAAGCCUGCCUGUCCUCAGGCCCAGUCCAGGGCAGUGGGUUCCUCUGGCAUGUCCAAGGCUGAAGAGUGUCCCUCUCUGGAAUUCUGACUGGGUUCAGCUGGGGCCUGGCCCCCUGUGCAGAGCUGGGACCUCCCUCAAAAAAGAUGGCGUGUAGCAAUGAACCAUGGGCCCAAGCAUGAAAUCCUGAAAGACCUGACUGUUUCCCGAGUUCAGGGCUGUGCAGAUCUGGGCAUCCAGGUCUCCAUCCAUUGGAGAGGCCUGGACUGGGAAGUCUGGAUCCAGCUCCAGCUCUGCGCCCUGCAUUUGAGGGGCGGGAAGGUUGGAUCCUGGAUUAGUGAUGCUGGAAACUGGGGCCCUGUAGCAUUUGAGGGACUGAUCACAUGUAUUCCCUAGUACGUGCAUCUGUCUGGGCUGCAAAGGAGUGCUGGUGUCUCACUCUGCAGUGUGUGUGCAGAGUAUGGAGAGAACCUCCCCUUGAUUUGCAUGAUUGUUUGGGCCUUUCACUUCUCAAUGGUUUCUUCAUCUCCUCCCUUGGCCACAGCACUCAGCUUUAAAGGGAAGAGGAAGAAGAAGACAUCCACAAUGGAGGCUGCUGGGCCGGGGCCUGUGGAAGAGGCUGAUGCUGUGAAGCCUGGACCCGAGGGGAGCCAGAGCACUGUGGACCCGCUGGACCAAGUGGACUCGCUAGCACUGAAGCCAGACAGCAGCUCCGAAGAGGAGCAGAAGAGGUUGGUGGAGGAGAUGGGGGAUGAGCAGGCAUCGAGCAGGGAGAAAGAGGAGGAGCAGGCCUUCCUGGUCAAUCUCUACAAGUUCAUGAAGGACCGUCACACCCCCAUCGAGAGGGUGCCUCAUCUCGGCUUCAAGCAGAUUAACCUGUGGAAGAUCUACAAAGCCGUGGAGAAGCUGGGAGCGUAUGAGCUGGUCACAGGAAGGCGCCUCUGGAAGAACGUGUAUGAUGAGCUGGGGGGCAGCCCUGGAAGCACCAGCGCAGCCACCUGCACCAGGAGGCACUACGAGAGGCUGGUCCUCCCGUACGUGCGACACCUGAAGGGCGAGGAUGACAAGCCCCUUCCCCCCGCCAAGCCCCGGAAGCAGUACAAGGUCUCCAGGGAGCCCCGUGGGGAGCAGGGCGAUGAUGCAGCCGAAAAGAGCAAGAGAGUCAAGAAGGAGAAAAGUGGAGACCAGGUUUUGCCUGAGAAGGUGAAGCCGGAUGCCUCUGCCGCUCCCAAACAGGGCAGGGAGGCUGUGACGGAUGGCCCCGAGCAGAGCCGACCGGGAGACCGAGCUGAGGGGCUCCCCCUUUUGAACACCAAAGACUUGUCCAAGAGCCAGCCGUCUGUGAGCUGCCACAGCAACUGUAGGGCCCACGGCUGCUCCGAGGCCUACAAACGGCUCUUCUCCAGCUUCUACUUCAAAGGGAACCAUGGUAUCAUGUCUCCCUUGGCCAAGAAGAAGCUGCUGGCUCAAGUGAGCAAGGCUGAAUCCCUGCACUGUGAUGAGAGACACCUGAGCCAUUGCCCUGAAGGCAAGAAAUCCAGGUCUGCAGGGCUCCCCUGCCCCAGCCCAGAGCUCGACUCCAACAGGCCGUCAGUCAUUCAUCAGAGCAAAGAGGGAAGGAGCCCUGUGCCAGAGGGGGAUGAUGCCAAUGACCCAGCCCAAGCGUGUCACCCUCCUAACAAAGGGGAGGGGGCACCAUGCCCAAAGAGAUCUCUGAGCCCCAGAGGCAGCCAGAUAUUUCCAAGGACAGAGGAUGGGAGUUCAGGGCGCCAUCUCUCCCCUGCUCCUACCAUCUUCACUGGCCACUUCCACGCGUAUAGAAGUGAGGUUCUGAAACCCGUGAGCUGCCACCCCCUACGAGGCCCGAUGGAGUAUUUUCGUGGCUUCAAGGAUUUCCCAGAGUCUCUCUCCAUCUAUCAGCAGCCAGGCAAGGACCUGCAGCCACCCAGCCUCCCUCGGAAGAGGCAGGAGGGUACGGAGGGUUGUGUGGAGCAGCCAGAAGAUCUGCGCAGCAAAGCGAGCCAGGCUCCGCCUUCCUGGAGCAGAGACAGCCAGGGACCCUCUGCCUUCUAUAAAGGCGGCUCUGCAGGGAGCAAAGGCUUUCCCUACGCCAGUGUGAAAGCCUGCUGGGUCCCACCCAUGGCCAGCUUUGUCAAGGCCAGUCCCCAGCUACCCAAGAAUGGUGGGCUUGUCCAUCCCAUCCCACAGAGCCAGGUGGGCAGCCCUGGCCUGGGCCCCGGGCCGAGGAGCAAGCGCAGUCUGGAGGAGGAGGGCUUUGUUCAUGGGAAGAAGCUAAAGGCCGUCUCGCCUCUCGUCAAGGGAGUGGAGCCAAAGGACAAGCGCAGCAAGUCGCCGAGCCUCCAGCCGGGCCUGGCCAAGCCACAGGCUGUGGUGCCAAGCCCCAGCUUCCCAGCACCGCUCCCCUCCGCUGCAGGGCAGGACAGUUACAAAGGGACGAUGCUGAGGUUCCCGAUGAACUUUGGCACCUCCGCGGACCAUUUAAAGGGCCAGUCCUCUCCACUGAUCCCUUCGCUCUCUGUCAACCCAUUUGUCAUCCCUGCGUUUCCAGGCCACUUAUUAGCUGCCUCCACUCAAUCCUCAGACCUCUGCCGGCCGCUGGCUGCCAGCCUAGUGCACUACCCUACGUCUUACGACAGCUCGCUGCGGCACAGGCUAUACCCUGUCACAACGUGGCACAAUCAGCCAACAUACGCCUCCCCCCACGGGACCACCUUCCACCGGAACAACAAGCUGUAGCCACUGGCGUGGGCACUGCCCCUUAUGGGGAGAGAGGUUUUCUACUGAUGGUAGUGGGUCUCAGCCAGCCAUGGCGCAGGGGUAGGACACACAGUAACACUGGAGUUGCAGCUGUGCUGCAUCUCGCCUUUGGAGCUGCCCCAGUCCCGUGGCCUUGUAUUGCAAAGCGGUAAGAGAAUAUACGGACACUCUGGACCACGUCAUUUUUACUCUUGAUCUUUGAGCUUUAUUUGUAAUUGACAUCGUACGCUGGGGACUUCAACACAUACGUUGUGGGUUUAAAAAAAAAAAGGGGGGGGAGCAAAAUAGGUUCUGGAGAUUCCUCUUAAUGCCGGAGGUGACCCCAUUCACCUUGUAGUUGCUCAGACAAAUAGGUUCCAAAGUGCAGCGCGAACUUGGAUGUUGUUGGUCCAUGCUCCUUAAUAGCAGGACUGAAAAUAGGAGUGUAAAGACAGGGAGAGAGGAAAAAUUCAAAUGAAUUAACAAGUACUAUUUCUAGGGUAUCCCGAUAUGCCAGCUGAGUUUUUGGGGUGCUCUAUGAUCCAUGUUACAGAGCACUAGUUCUUCUGAUCUAAAAACAGAACAAGUUUAUUUCAGUUGAGUUGCCUCCAGGACAGGAAUCAUGGGUUUCAAUUUCCAGGGGAUUGGGGGAGGGGAGUUAAAACACCCAUUGGUUUUGCAGAACCCUGAAAUGGUUUGAGACGUUCCCAAGCUACUCCCAUCCCAACAUGACACUGUCUGUGGAGGUUCCUGUGGAUCUCUCCAAAGGCUGCAUUGGUCUGGUUGGAAGCAUCUAGGUGUCUACAAUAAAACUGCCCAAGAUGGUGCAAAAUGG
Trachemys scripta elegans is the source of this 7234-nucleotide messenger RNA. It is a transcript of the gene ARID5A, whose product is annotated as AT-rich interaction domain 5A. NCBI's taxonomy places the organism in Eukaryota, Metazoa, Chordata, Testudines, Emydidae. Gene Ontology annotation, molecular function: transcription cis-regulatory region binding. The coding region runs from base 4129 to 6399 and encodes 756 amino acids. Gene Ontology annotation, cellular component: nucleus. Gene Ontology annotation, biological process: regulation of transcription by RNA polymerase II. The record is from RefSeq and is a predicted model, not a curated record. The transcript has 6 exons.